Messenger RNA from Eleginops maclovinus (Patagonian blennie), 2488 nucleotides. RefSeq names its product adenosine deaminase domain containing 2 (gene adad2). The record is from RefSeq and is a predicted model, not a curated record. Gene Ontology annotation, cellular component: nucleolus; cytoplasm. The transcript is spliced from 11 exons. Gene Ontology annotation, biological process: adenosine to inosine editing; RNA processing. The coding region runs from base 129 to 1568 and encodes 479 amino acids. NCBI's taxonomy places the organism in Eukaryota, Metazoa, Chordata, Actinopteri, Perciformes, Eleginopidae. Gene Ontology annotation, molecular function: double-stranded RNA adenosine deaminase activity; double-stranded RNA binding; tRNA-specific adenosine deaminase activity.
UUGCCAGGUUUGCCUCCCCAACACGUCCUCAUCACGGUUUUGGAUCUGCACAGGUGGAAAACGAUCACGACCACCUUAUCUUUUUCAGGUUAGAGGAACGUCUUAAGACCGAAGGUCGCUUCCUAAGCAUGGUAGAUCAGGGCGCAGCUGAAUACAGUCCGCAAAGAGGUGCUGCUAGUUUUCUGUCUCUGCCAGCCCGUUGCAGUCCUCAGGUCCAGCUGACCGAUGAAGGGCCCUCCUACAGUGAUGCUGCUCUGCUCAGGAAAGAUCUACCUGCUUCCACUGACCAAGUGAAAGAGGCAUUACUUUAUGAAGAAGGUGAUGGACCAAGAAAUAAGAACACUUCUUUUCCAAAACUCAACAUCCUAUCGGGAAAUAAGGAGGAAGACUCGGAUGAUAACCACGCUGCCGUCUCUCUCCGUGUUUGGAAAACUGACCACCACAAGAACCACAUGGCAGCUUUAAGUAGUGAGAUGUUUGACAGCCUGAUGAAGAUGUGUCCUGAAUUCCAUGGCUGUAAGAGCCACAUGGCAGCAUUUGUCUUGAUAAGAGAAGAGCCGGACACAGCGGGUCGUCCAUGUGAGCGUUACACGGUGGUGGCAUUGGGAGCUGGCCGUUCGAGCAGCAACAAGUGGCUGUGCUACAACGGAACAAUGGUCCAUGACUGCCACGCCAUCAUCAUCGCCAGAAGGGCUCUCAAAAGGUUUCUGUUUAAACAGCUUCUGCUCUUCUUUGAUGCCGAUCCAAAGGCUAAGGAGAACUGUGUUUUGGAGGGGAGUGCAGACAGCCACCAGCUUCAGCUGAAACCCAACACCAGUCUGCAUCUCUACACCAAUCAGUGUCCUGAAGGAGCGGCUCAGAACCUUUACUUCAAUGGCCCUGCAAAGGAUAUUUGGACUACUAUGAAGCUACAGUACAUUUCCAAGGGCCUGCUGGUCCCAGUGGCCUACCUCGACCCCAGUCAAUGGGGGGCCAAAGUGUGCUGCAUGUCUGGAAGUGACAAGUUGUGCUGCUGGACUGUCAUGGGGGUGCAGGGUGCCCUACUGAGCCACUUCAUGCACCCCCUCUACAUCACCAGCAUAGUGCUAGGGGGCCAGGAGUUAUUUAAAGAAGAAGUGUCUAACAUCACCAACAUGCGACUGGGUGACGGUUGGGAGGACGUUCUGCCGCUGUCCUACAAGAAACACAACAUCUACUUUCUCUGUGGAGACGUCGUGAAACCUGCUGCGGUCUGCCCACUGCAAGACGACCUCAGCGUCAACUGGUGCCUUGGGGACAAGGAUGUUGAAGUUCUGGACAGCAGCAAUGGCCGCAUCAUUGAUGGGUCUCCUUCUGUGAGUGGACCCGACAUGUCCAGCAGACUUUGCAAGAGAGCCUUCUACAGCUACUUCCUCCGAGCUGCACAGGUCAGCGGGCAAAGCUACCUGCUGAAUCUUCCCGUCUACCACAGACUCAAGAUGGAGGCCGUUGUCUACCAGACUGUGAAAGAACUGGUCAAGCAGUGGUUUCUGAGUAACCAUGCAGGUCCCUGGAGUUCAAAGAAGCUGGUGGACUGCUUCGGCAUCUGAAUGUGCUCCUCACUGAGCCACAGAAGUUUAAGUUCCUCUUGAGAUUUAGUUCACUUCUGUUUGCUGUGCACCUCGUUCAAUACCUUCUUUAACAGCAGUUCUAGUUUCUGUUUUACAUAAAAUAUUUGAGUUUUCUGUUUGUGUAGGUGUUUGAGAAAAAUAAUCGAGACCCUGCUGUUUAGCAGCACGGCGAAGCAGUCGGUGUGAAUGAGCAGUGGGUGGGAAAACACAACUUAAGGGCACGUUCUGCCAGUGAAGUAGAAUUGAGGAACAUCAUCACCCAUUAUCAUGUUUGUAGCCAAAAUGUUUUAUUGAUUAGCAAAAAGAUGUUUUGUGUUGAUAAAAAACACAUAAAUAAUUUUGCCCAUCCCUUAUACUGUUUGGAGUGUCAUUCACUGAUCUAUAACUUUACACAUUUAGAUAUUUUUACUCCUAUUUGUUCUGAUUGCAUCCACAGCAUGUUCAGUGUGUUCGGAGUCAGAUCAGCACCUAAGAACCAAGGAUAUGGUUCACAGUUUCUACCUCGUUAAUGCUCACCUCAUUUGUAUUUAAGCUUAAAAAUAUAAUAUUUCAGUAUCCUUAUUUCAGACCUAACUCUGGCACUAUACAAAAAGUGACAUGCUAUUUCUGGUGUCAAAUUUGUGAAGAAAAACAAUAGGUAAAAGCAAUUAUAUAUUUAUUUUUUAAGUCUCUUUUUUAAAACAUUUUUCAUGUAUUUCCUGACUGUCUGCUCGUUUGAUAGUUGAAAGCAUUCUGUAGUUAUAUUUUGUGUCAUGGUUUACCUAUUUUUUUAUAUGUAACAAUCCACAAACUAUGACUCCAACAACUCUGCUGGUCUUCAAAUUAAAAUGGAAACGUUUUGUUAAACUACAGAAUGAAUAACUGUUGCAAGUGUUAAGGGACUGCAGUCCAUAAAACAA